Messenger RNA from Cavia porcellus (domestic guinea pig), 6568 nucleotides. RefSeq names its product zinc finger CCCH-type containing, antiviral 1 (gene Zc3hav1). NCBI's taxonomy places the organism in Eukaryota, Metazoa, Chordata, Mammalia, Rodentia, Caviidae. Gene Ontology annotation, biological process: positive regulation of type I interferon production; positive regulation of mRNA catabolic process; response to virus. Gene Ontology annotation, molecular function: NAD+-protein mono-ADP-ribosyltransferase activity; NAD+ poly-ADP-ribosyltransferase activity; metal ion binding. Gene Ontology annotation, cellular component: nucleus. The record is from RefSeq and is a predicted model, not a curated record. The transcript has 13 exons. The coding region runs from base 325 to 3024 and encodes 899 amino acids.
UUCAGUUUUACUUCCUCCUCUCUCCCCGCAGCGCCGCACGCUCGGCAGGGAGCCUCACCCUCGUCGGUUCUGGGACCCAGGCAGGGGGUGGCGCCAGCCCGGGUCGUGCCGUGGUCGCCGCAGGUUUGCACGCGCCCGCUGCCUGCUUCCCACCCGCUCGCCUGCGCCGCUGACUUGUGAGUCUGAGCCUAGGACCCCGUCGGUGCGGCUUGGCCUCUGGACCCUAGAGGUGAGAGGGAAAGCGAAAGCGCCAGGCUCCGCGGAGGCGCCGCCCGUGCAGCUCCGGGCUAAGUUUCGAUUCUCGCCGAGCGCUCUGCGCGCGCCAUGGCGGACCCGACGGUGUGCUGCUUCAUCACCAAGAUCCUGUGCGCCCACGGCGGCCGCCUCAGCCUGGACGCGCUGCUUGAAAAGAUCCAGCUCUCCGAGGCGCAGCUCCUGGAGGUGCUCAAGGAGGCCGGGCCCGACCGCUUCGUGGUGCUGGAGACCGGGGGCAGGGCCGGCGUCACCCGCUCGGUGGUGGCCACCACUCGAGCCCGCGUCUGCCGUCGCAAGUUCUGCGACAGACCCUGCGAGAACCUGCACCUAUGCAAGCUCAACCUGCUGGGCCGGUGCCACUAUUCGCAGUCGGAGCGGAACUUAUGCAAAUAUUCUCAUGAGGUUCUCUCAGAACCCAAUUUCCGAGUCCUCAAAAAUCACGAACUCUCUGGACUAAACCAAGAGCAACUAGCGGUGCUGCUCGUCCAAAGUGACCCAUUUUUUAUGCCUGAGAUAUGCAAAAGUUAUAAAGGAGAGGGUCGAAAACAGAUCUGUAACCAGCAACCGCCCUGUGAAAGACUCCAUAUUUGUGAACACUUCACGCGGGGGAACUGUAGCUACCCCAACUGCCUCCGAUCCCAUAACCUGAUGGACAGAAAGGUGCUGGCCAUCAUGAGGGAUCAUGGGCUGAGCCCAGAUGUGGUCCAGAACAUUCAAGACAUCUGCAACAGCAAGCACAUGCGGAGGAAUCCUUCUGUGCCCAAACUUCCUGGACGUAGAAAUAUUCCAGGUAGAGGAAGAAGCAAGAGUAGAGACCGAGCCUCUCAGGACGUCAAGGAGUUCCUGCCUUCCCCCUCAGCUCACAAGCCAAGUGAUCACAAUUCUGAUGGCACCAGCAGCAGAGCUACCCUGGGGGACAGGCUUGCUGAUGACAUCACCCACAAGUUGACGUUUAUAGAGAAUGAGGAUCCUGCCCAGCUGUCCUCAGUCUCUUCUAAGGCUGCUGAUCUUGGAGGACCAGGUCAAGUGGGAGCAAACCAGAGGUUCUCGGAGAAUGGCCUUCCAGAUAGCCUCUUCUAUAGCAAUCGAAGCAAUCCUACCUCUAAUUCCACACCAGUCUCUAACCAGAAGGGCUCCCCAUCCUGGCUGAACGCUCAAGCAACUAGGAAGGAAAGUGUGUUCUUUCCAAGUCCAGGUGUCCCUGCUUCUCUUCCUGAUAUUACACAAACGCCCAAAGCCUUAACCUCCAGGAUGCCGAUGGGAAUGCUUUCAUCAGACCAUGUAGACAUCAAGGCCAAGAGUGGGACUCCAGACACCCAGCAAGUCCCUCUUUUCAAUAAUAAUCUUGGAUUGGGCAUGAACAUGAAUUUUGGAACAACAUCCAAUGGCCAGAGAGAAACAGCAUUACUGAGUUACCAGGACAGCAGAACUACUCUGGAUCACAAGAUUGGCAACAUUACCAAUGAUGACCCUGGAGUAGCAUUUCUGAAUGAUUCCGGAUCUGAUGUUACAAGUACCACAUCUAGGAUGGGCUGUCAUGGCGCACAGGACAUUUGUAUAGAUUAUCUGCGGAACUGCUGUCAGUUUAACAGCAGCUGCAGCAAAAUUCACUUCCACCUGCCUUACCAGUGGCAGCUGUUGAUGACACACACUUGGGUGGACUUCCAGGACAUGGAGAAGAUCGAGAAGGCCUACUGUGACCCCCGGAACGUCAUAAUUUCGGUAGGAAAUCAUACACUCGAUUUCCAGAAAAUGACUUGUGGUCUUAGGCCCAUUCGACGCAUCUCUACUCCUUCAUCGGGCCUGAACUUGGCCAAUUCUGUCUUCGCCACCAAGUGGAUUUGGUAUUGGAAAAAUGAACUCGGCAACUGGAUUCAGUAUGGGGAAAGGAGUAACAACCAGCCAGGUUCCGAUGUCGACUCUUCAUACCUGGAGUCUUUCUUUCAGAGCUGUCCAAGGGGAGUUGUACCAUUUCAGGCGGGUGUCCGGAACUACGAGCUGAGUUUCCAAGGGAUGAUUCAGACAAACAUAGUUUCCAAGACUCAGAAGGAUGUUGUCCGAAGGCCAACAUUUGUUUCGUCGCUGGAUGUGGAGCAGAUGAGAAGGAGGCCAGAUCCUCCGAGGGUGCAGUUCUCUGCUUCCAGUCGUCAGCCUGCGCAGACCCCGCCAGAGGCUGUCCUCUCAACCUUUGUUCCUCAAAGGGAUGUCGGCUCUCUCCCUUUGAAUGGAUACAAGUUAAUAGAUCUCAGUAAUGAUUCUAUGGAAUACACCAUGAUAAGGGAUUGUUUCAAAGAGUCUAUGAAAAAUUUCAAGAUCGAAAAGAUAAAGAAGAUCCAUAAUCCAGAGCUCUUGAAUUCUUUUGAAAGAAGGCGACUGCUGAUGACAGAGAAAAAGGAAAGACUCUUGUUUUAUGCAACAAGCAGCACUCAUGUGGAUUCCAUCUGUGCAAAUAAUUUCGUGUGGACCUAUGAUGGAGCUCAAACAAAGAAAUAUGGACAAGGAAACCACUUCUCAAAGGAAGCCAUCUAUUCUCACAAAAAUUGCCUAUACGAUGCCAGAAACAUCGUUAUGUUCGUAGCUCGAGUCCUGGCAGGAGAUUUUAUUGAGGGAAACAUGAUAUACAAGAGCCCUCCGCCACCGUACAACAGCUGUGUGGAUACAAUGCUGAAUCCCUCUGUUUUUGUCAUCUUCCAGAAAGAUCAGAUUUACCCAGCAUACUUGAUUGAAUAUACUGAAACAGACAAAGAGAAAAGCUGUGUGAUUAGCUAGAGAUGAUAAGGGCAGCAUUAUCCGGGAUGCCAUACCCAUUCUCCUUGCAGAGAGGACCAAAUUGCUCUAGAUAAUGGUUAGACUUUUCUAUUUUUCACUGUUACUUAGUGUCUUACAUUAAUGAUUCCCUAACUUUGCUGUACAAAAAUUCCAAUGCCCUGGUUUGUACACUUACCAGUGAAAUCACUCCGUGGGGUAAAAGCCAGGUGGUAGUAUUUUUUAAAAGCUCUCUUAAUAACUUCAAUGUGUUGAAAAGUUUGCACUGUCUUAGCUGUAGUUGGUAGAGGUUAGUUUCUAAAUUUCCUAUACUCAAUCAUUUUAUCUUAUUUACUCUUUUUUUUUUAGUUUACUGGGUAACAUGGUUUUGUUUUGGUUCAAGUGAACCAACAAAAUCAGUUUGGAAAGUUUGAAAGGAAGCUGAUGCUGCCUGUGAAAUAAGGACAAAAGAUGGUACGGCUUUGGGUGGAAGACUGUAAAAGCUGGGAAAAAUGUGUAGGGAUAUGCUAAGAAGAAAAGUAAGAAGGACAGAUGUAAAUGCUGUUGCAGACAUAACAGCAGUGCUGUAUCUUAUCACGUGAUGAAAUGGAUUUGGGAGCCCAUCUCUGUUUCUACAUUUGUUUACGUUUGUUUACGAGACAGACCCCAAAAGAUUGGCUCUUUUUGGAAUGCAGUCCUAAGCCACCAAGUAUGACUCAGGAAGGCCACCAACUGGAGUUAAUUCUGCAUUUGGGUUCUUUGUGUGAUUAUGGCAAAGUAGACAUUUAUAUUCUAAUUAACCUAAUUACCAAGAAAGCUUUUUUUUCCCCCCCUCCAGGGCAGGCUUUCAGGAAAGUGUCUAUAUUUUAGGAGAAAUGAGUUGUAGUAGCCAGAGUUAUAUAAGCAUACAUUCAAGUGCUUUGUGGUCGUUUGCAUGGUAGAUGAGGCUCAGGGCCCUCCCUGCAGGAGGAUGAGCCUCCGACAGAGCUGCGAUUUGCUCUCUGGUAAGCACAGAAUUACAACACAGGGAAUAAUGUCCCAAACAGGCCUAAUGCCUGCUGGGACUCAUUUGUGUAAAUAUAGCGGAUUAUGUGGGGAUUGUCAUAGUUUUUAGAGCUACUAAAGUGCAUAAACCAAUAUUUCCUUCCAUAUUGUGAAUUAGGUUUUUCCUUCCAAUUUUCCUUUUUCAACAUUCCAUACCCAUUGCCAAAAUUUCCUACUAGAGUCCCUCCUAGCAGAUAUGUUACAAAUAAUUAAUUGGCAGAGUAGAUUUUUAUAUUCAGAUUUUAGAUAGUACAAAAAGGUUCAUAGUUCUCUAUCAGUAACAAAUGUCGACUUUUUUAGAGUAUGGUUAUUUUCUGGGAGCUUGCCACCAAUGAUUCUUCUUACUCAUUUAUUUUUUCUCACAGUGGUUUCCAUCUUGACUUUGAUCCUUGUACUGUAGAGGUAUAGUGUAUGCAGCUCUUUCCAGCUGCCCAGGAAACACCUCUAGGUGGAUAUUUCACGGGCACCUGUGGUCCAAAAUGGAAAUCUCUGUCUGUCUUCCUCAGAGGAAUCCAUUCCUACCCUGAGUAAAAACAAUCAUCGGAUCCAUUCUGCUCAAGCAGAACUGCAGUCACCCUUGCUCCUCACCUCACCUCCUCAUCUAUGUUGAAGUCGUUCCCAAGUCUAGUUUUACCUCUUACACAUCUCUUUGUCCUCUUAUAACGUUUUCUACUGAAUGCAAUUUAAAAUUUUACUUAAUGGGACUGCAAAUCCAACCUGGAUCGCAUCUUUUGGAUAAAGUUCAAAACCAUGAUCCCAGCCCCGAAAAGAUCUUUCCCUUCCUAUUCCUCUGUCAUUUAUUUUCUUUUGUAUAAUGCACUCGGCUUCCUGGCAGUUGCUCCCCUUCUUAUGUUGUUCAGUGGUUCUCAGUGAGCACAUCUGCCUUUUGUUUUUUAAUAACAAAAACUUUGCAAGUAUGCUUUAUUAUCCUCAAAAUGCAAUUAAAAAGUAAUAUAUUAUACCUAUACAUGAUUCUAGAAGUAAAUUAAAAAUUAAAACUAACAAAAGAAAUAAAAGGUACAUAUCUUGGGUACAAUACUACAGUACUAUAAGACAUGAAGAAGUCCGAUGUUUACGUAUAUUUAUAAUGAAUGUAAACUUGAAAGCAGAUCAGAAUCUAUUUACAGAGAAGCAUGGAAAAAUGAAGCAGGGAAAUGAGUGGACAUGAGACUGUAGACUAAUGAUACAACAACUGUGGACUAUAGUGACUUACUUACAUAUGAUAAUACUUAUGUGUGUACAGGAGAAAGGACGAAAUGACCUUCAUUGAUACACAGUACUAUAUAAGAAAAUGUCGACAAAAAAUGAGGACAUACAUUUUUGCAGUCGAGCUUUGUGUCUUACAUGAAUGUCAGGUGAGACAUUCAAGAUUCGUAUAGGGCGCAGAAUAAUUUCUUAUUGUGAGAAGCUAUCCAAUGUAUUGCAAAGCGUUCAGUGUACCUGGCUCUCAUAUGCUAAAUGUUAGUACUGCCCCUUCACCCAAUCACAGCUACCACAAACCCUAUCAGGCCUAAUCAUCCUUUUCAGAGCAGAUGUUCUGUACUAUCAUCCCCUUUGUGCCCUGAGAUGAUUCAUAGAUAAUAUCUUACAUAAAGGGAUUUCUUUAAAAAUUAAUUGACUGCUGUAGUCCUAUUGUAAUGGAGACAAGUUGUAAUGAAAAUAAGAUGAAUUUUCUUAUGUAAAUGCUGAGGCAUAACUACGUUAUAAACCAUGACACAGACAAACGUGUACCCUUACAAUGAAUAGUUUCGGGCAUAAGACUCAAUCAGGAGCUAUUGCCUAUAGCACAGGACAAUGAACUAUAAGAGGCAUGGUAACACAAUGAAAACGGUUAAGUCAUAACAGCCCACAUGCUUUAUCUGUCUAUGAUAAAGGAAUGGGCGAAAUCACCUUAACUGAAAUAAACAUAGUAGGGCGAAUUACAAAUCAUCUCAGAAGAAACAAAUGCAUUGACUAUAUUCUUUCUGACGAGUUGUAAGUCCUACCUAAAUGUCCAGCAGGACAUUAGACAGUCGUACAAGGUGCAGAAUAAUUCUUCGUUGUGUGGAACUAAUCCACAUGCUGUAGGACAUCUGUGAUCUCUGGCUGCAUCUAUUCGGUGACAGUAUAGUUCUCAGUUCUCAUGAAACCAGCCAUGACCCGUCACUUUCCAAUAUACCACUGUGAGAACCACUGACAUAGUUCAUGUCUAGCAUCCUUAGAUGAACCCAACUGUUACUUCUGUAGCUGAGAUCCUUGCCUCCAAAAUUCCUAGUUUUUAAAAUGCUUUGUGCCUUGAUGUGUUCAUUUUUAGGAUCUAUACAAUUUGAAAUGGUUUCCUUUCUGUAUUGGAAUGUAAGCUCCUGCACCAAAUUGUUCUAUUUUAUUUCUGUUAUACCCAGCACCCAGGCUAGCCAUGUUCUUCCUAUGCUCGUGCCUUGCAAAAGCCUGUGGAAUUAGUAACAUCAACUAUUUAUGUUUUAGUAAUCAAGUUGUACUACUUCCUGAUUUGCUUGAGAAUAACAAAUAAAAAGAAAAAAAAUUC